CAAAGACCCGGCGCAGACGUUCAAAAAUAUGGCAGAAGACUCGGGUGUAUUUAAACCAAUUUCUGACCCUGAGGACUCGGUAAAUACGUCCAUAGUUCGCAGCGGGGACACGGCGAUAAAGAGACGUCUGUCGUUUUCGUCAGAAAGAGAAAUUAGCAGUCAGGAGGAGCCGAACAUGACGGGUUCAGUAGAAACGUUACAAAAUGUUUCCGACGACUCCGGUUCAUGUCGACUUUCCCCGCAGACCGUUAACACACGUUUAAAGACGAAACAUGGUUUAAAUGUAAAACGCGUGAACAGUAACGAAGACAAGGAAAACGCUGCUGUACCGCCUACAAACAUCACUCAAGACAAAACACAAGAGGAGGACAUUCCUGGUCAGGGAAAUGUUGAAGGUUCCAUUGUGUCUGGCAGUAAUCAACACACUACCUCAGAGGACAGAGAUGCUGAGGUGGUGAGGAGAGCACAGGAGGAAGGCUGUGUGAAUGUGGUGUUUCCUGGCACUGUAACUCAGGAAGGCUGCUGUCGUUUCGUCAGUGAGAUCCUCAAGUGCAUUCUCUAUCAGAGACAGCAGCUACCCAUGACGUACGACCAGCUAGUAUACUCUCAGAAGAAACAACAAACUUCAGUACAGGAUCAAGACGCGGUGAGUCGGAGACCAGUGCAGUCUGUAGACAUGGACUGGCGCAAAUGUCAGCAGACACUUCAGGAGCUGGAGGAGGUGCUGCAGCAUCUGGAGGUGCUUUUUUCUCUCAGCAAGGUGCCACGUGUGUUACUGUUGAUGGGCGGCUCCCUCAUGCUCCCUAAAGAGCUGUAUGAGAUCAACAUGGAGGAUCUGGUGUUAGCUGGUGGAGAUCAGUGUCUGCGAGUGUCGUCGUGCUUGAGGCAGCUCUUCCGCACUCUUUUUGUGGCUGACCUUUUGUCCGACACCAGACCUGUGCGAUUAAUGCCCACCACAGUCUUGGUGAUGGCUCACAGGGAUUGCGGUGUGGGGUGGUUCCGCCCUAAACUACAAUUUAAAAUCCCAACUCGUGUAAAAAAACAAAUCAUUGCUCUGUCUACUGAUCCCAGCAUCUGCAAGGAACCAAGGGCAGAAGGGUCAGACUGGGAGGAUUAUGUAUGGUUUCAGGCACCAAUGAAUAUUAAGGGCUUCAGCAACUGACCCAGAGUUGGAAGGUGCUUUGUCUGAGAUUGGAGCUCUUUUUCUGGAGCCUGUGUAAGAAAAUAAAUUUUACUUGUGGUUUAAAUGAAUUUUGAACCUAUAUUUUGACUUGAGCUGUACAUAUUGUAACGAAUUAUGGAUUCAGUUUUUCUUUUUUGUUACAGUGUGUCAGAUCAAACCAUAGUGAGUUUACUGUUUUUUUUUCUGUUUUUUUCUAGUUUUUGAAAUACCGACAGAAUGUGUUCUUAAGAGGCUUGCUUGUUAGGUGAUUGAAUUUGAGUGAGAACACUGUGCAUUGUUUAUAUUUAUAAAGAAUGUUUAUUCCGAAUUUUCAAGAAGAUUUAAACACAGAGCAACACGCAAAAUACUAGUGCAAUAUAUUUUUACAGAACACAGUUUCAAGGUUUAAUGAAAUGUAUUGCUUUCUUUAAUCCAUUCCGUGGACACAUUUGGCUGCCAGUAUCAUGUGUGCAAAUGUUUACAUUCAUUAAAAUCUGCAAGUGAUUUCAAUAAUGUAGCAAAUUACUCGGUAAGGUGCAUUACAGUGUGGACUGCAAAAAAUCAGAGUAACAAGAAAUUGUAUGUGUCCUAUUUGAAAUAAUCAAUAAAAAUAAAAAAUACCGUAAUUGCA
Amphiprion ocellaris (clown anemonefish) is the source of this 1793-nucleotide messenger RNA. RefSeq names its product MAD2L1 binding protein (gene mad2l1bp). Lineage: Eukaryota; Metazoa; Chordata; Actinopteri; Pomacentridae. The coding region runs from base 29 to 1162 and encodes 377 amino acids. The record is from RefSeq and is a predicted model, not a curated record. The transcript is spliced from 3 exons. Gene Ontology annotation, cellular component: nucleus. Gene Ontology annotation, biological process: regulation of exit from mitosis.